This is a messenger RNA of Onthophagus taurus, 3221 nucleotides long. RefSeq names its product Sestrin (gene Sesn). Gene Ontology annotation, biological process: cellular response to L-leucine; negative regulation of TORC1 signaling; regulation of response to reactive oxygen species. NCBI's taxonomy places the organism in Eukaryota, Metazoa, Arthropoda, Insecta, Coleoptera, Scarabaeidae. Gene Ontology annotation, molecular function: oxidoreductase activity, acting on peroxide as acceptor; L-leucine binding. The record is from RefSeq and is a predicted model, not a curated record. Gene Ontology annotation, cellular component: nucleus.
UUGGCACACAAUGAAUAAUAAUAACAACGGUGUUACUGGUGUUACUGUUACUGGGCGUCAGUCAGCUGAGAGAAGGAGACGUUCGGUUCGGUGCCCGUUCAUUGUCAAACGGCGUAUCUAUCGAGCGGUACCGAGCAGUCUGGUCCCAGCUGAGGUUCAGUGGGGCGGAGAACGGAACGGAACACGAACGAACUUGUUUCGUCUUGUAUACGGGGCGCGCGUGUCCGAAUCCCGUUAGUUUUUAACAGUAAACGAAAAAGAUUCGCGUCCGAAUAAGAGUAGAAAAGGUUUUUCCACCCCGCAAAAUCGACAAAGAGAAAAACCGAAGAGUUCCUAAAUCCAACCCAAAGAAAGAACAAACAAAAAGAAAACAAAAGAAUAUAAAGCAAAUUAGAAAAGAAGAACUUUUCACAACACUCCUUUCAGAUUCAGAUUCAACAAAUUAACAAGAAAAAUAACAAUAUAUUUUUUUCAAAAUUUCACGUUGCCUUAUUGAAGUUGCUAAGAAAAAUGUUCGUCCAAGCUGAAUUUGCAAAAGCAGCGACUAACAAUAACAACGAUCAUCUAUCCGACCAUCAUCAUCAUCGUCGAAUGAACGCGUCCUCGGCUGUAGUCAGUUUUGAACACAUACUUCAAGACCUGGACCUGACACAUCGAUUCUGCAUGCCGAUCUGCUCGAAAGACAGUCAAAUACGCGAAGACGCGCUCGACAUGAUCUUUAAAACGGUCGAGGGAUGGUUGGAUGGUGUUGGUAGUCCGAAACAUUAUCGUUUGGACGAUAGAAUUCGCUUGAGAAGCAACUUCUGCAACGGGUGCGCUUGUUCAGCCGAAUUGACCGCGAAAAUACCUCAGGAGUACGUCGAACUGGUCUCUUUGCAUCUGCCCAUUAUACUACGCCUGUCCGUUAGCUGUCCGUUCGAUAAUGUCAGGGAAAAGUGUCAACAUAUCUUGGAAUUAGUGCAAAGUCGUGGUUUGCCGGUACCUUAUCCUGUGAUAUUGGGUCCAAGUGCUUACAUCGAUCCUGAAGAGUUGCCCAGUCUUGGAUCAUUCAACGAAAAGACGCAUACUCUCUUUGUGGAUGCGUUUCUUCAAAAUAAUCGCCUCGACCACGUUAGCCAGGUAAUGGGGUUCCAUCCUGCGUAUUUGGACCACUUCCUUAAGACUCAAAACUUCAUUUUGAGAGGUGAUGGACCACUUCCUUAUGCCUAUAGACAUUAUAUUGCCAUUAUGGCUGCUGGUCGCCAUCAGUGUAGCUAUUUAAUAUCCCUUCAAAAACAAGAAUUUCUUCUCCAAGGGGGUAACCCGGAUUGGUUGAAAGGGCUGGAACACAUUCCGGCCAAGCUACGCAAUCUGUAUGAUAUCGCAAAGAUCUUAGCUCAUCGGCCGUGGCUUCUCAACAAAUCACACAUCGCCAAAUUGACCAAAUGUAAUGAUAGUUGGUCUUUGGCCGAAGUCGUCCACGCAAUCGUCAUCUUAGCACACUUCCAUUCGCUUUGUUCUUUCGUCUUUUCAUGCGGUGUCAACCAAGAGGUCGAUCAAGCUGGUGGAUAUCGAUAUGAAACACAAGAUGAAGUUCAUAGAGCCGCUUUAGCUAUUCAUCAUCGUCAUAGUAAAACUGAUCCAAAAGAUAUUCCUGUUAAUGAUACUAGACAAGAAUGGAAAAACAGUAAUUGUACAAGAUCUAGUCCGCCAUCGCCAACCGAACCAGAAGUGGGUAUCUCAACGUUAAUGCAACGUAUGAAAACUUUAAGCGAACAGACUCAAGAGUGUACACCCGUUGAAUUAACGAAACGUUUUGAGAAUGUUGAAAGUCAAUCGGCGGAGUUAAACGCCGUAGGUCAAGAGCCACAAGAAACGCCGGCCGAUAUCGGAAUCUUCGUCGACGAUCCCUUGUUCCUUUACCAAGACUUUGCAAAACGUAGCGAUCAGGAAAUCUCGACGUUCCGCGUUCAGGACUACUCGUGGGACGAUCACGGUUACUCGCUAGUGAACCGUCUUUACAACGAUGUCGGUAACUUGCUCGAUGAAAAGUUCAAGACCGCUUACAAUCUAACGUAUUACACGAUGGGAGGACGAACGGACGUGGACACUUCGCGUUUCCGUCGUGCUAUUUGGAAUUAUAUACAGUGUUUGCUUGGUAUUAGACACGAUGAUUAUGAUUAUGGUGAAAUCAAUCAAUUGCUUGAACGGACUCUUAAAACGUUCAUCAAGAGCGCAUGUUGUUAUCCAGAAAGAGUUACUAAGAAGGAUUAUGAUAGAGUUCUCAGGGAAUUUAAACACAGUGAAAAAGUACAUGUAAACUUAAUGAUUUUGGAGGCAAGAAUGCAAGCGGAGUUGCUGUAUGCCCUAAGGACCGUAAAUUGUUACAUGACAAACUAGGAUAACCCAUUCGAGAUCUAGUCUAUUUAAAAAAUUAUUAAUGAAUUAAAAAAAAACUGUUUAGUAAUCCGAAAUGCUAAAAAAACAAAAAAUGAAAAAAAUCAUGUGUGAAUGAAAUUAUUCUUGUGCUGUACUGACAAGUAACCGAAUUAACCGGUAAUGAAAAGAUGGACGUACUCGACUGAAAACCCAUUCUUCUUCUAUAUAUUAUUAAUAGAAAGGUAAUGGAAGGGUGCGUUCCGCACAAAGAAUAUUAAUAAUAAUAAAUAAGAAUAAAUUGUCCAGAAAGGAACUGAUCGGUGUCCUAUAAUUAAUUUUUAAAGACACCACACUGAAUCAUGUUUAAUUUAAGGAUUAAAUGUAUAUAAAUAUUUGUAUAUGAAUAUUUUAAAAUAACGUUCGUUUGAUUUUGUGCUAUUUGUUUUUUCUUUUUGUUAUGUUCUAUAUUUGUUUUAUUAUUUUUUUUUUCUCAUAUAGUUGAAGAGUCCUUGCACCGUAUAUAUACUAUACUAAAAAAAAUAUAAAAAAAGUACAUAUUAUAUUAAAAAUAUAAACGCAUAAUUGAACAAAAUAUGACCAUUUCGUAUGGCUUAUAAAAAAUAUAUACAUACAUAUAAUAUAGACACAUAUUAUAAUUUUUUAAUUAUAUUAUAUGAAAAUAUAAACAUCACCAACGUACUACUCGGCUUGUGAGCACCCGUUUUUUAAAUAAAUAUGUAAAAGUAAAAUUUUUGUGAUCUGGUCGUAAUAAAAAAAUUUAAAAAAAAAAUGGGGGACAGACAAUAAAUGAUAGUGAAAAAUUACGACCGAUAAAUGACGAAUAUCAAAAUGAAAAAAAAAUU